CCUUUGUCAAGCUGUGCAACAACAUGUCGAGCAUUCUUGACUCAGUUUUAGCAAAUAUAGGCUGGGAUGAGAGCUUUGCUAUACCCGAGCCCAAUGCUGAAAACAAGGCUUUGCUUGACGAGAUUCGUAUGAAAGAGGCAAAAUUUGCGCAAUUGAAAAACAAACUAGAGAGCAACAAGGAUCAAAAGCAGUUCAUCGGUGAAUUCCUCCAAAAUGGCAAGCAAGAGCUGGACAACAUUGAGGCUCUGUGUAAGUUUAAGGAAAGAGAAAGUGAGUUUCUUCAACACCUCACAUCCCUCGCAGAGAACGAGACAGGGCGCAUGACACAGGACAGUGCUAAGAUGGAGAAAGAGCUUCAGUUUUUUGCAGACAGGAGAAACGUGUUAGAGAAUAGCAUCUCCAAGACCAAACAGAAGCUACAGGAGUUCAAGGAGCAGAUGAAUUGGGAUCAGCAGGCCAUGGAUGCCUUUUUGAAGGAGUCGGCACUCAAUGAUGAGGAAACAAUGGCCAUUAUCAAGUAUUCCCAGCAAGAUGAGCAAAAGAUCAAGGCACUCUCGCUGGCUAUAGAAAAGAAGAACCUGGAAGCCAAUGAAAAGCGCAAAGCACAUGACAAGGAGUAUGCCGAGACUUUAAGUGCACAGCUUGCUUUGGAUAAGGCUGCAGUGAUUUUGUGGCAGGCCCACCAGGAGACUCAGCACCUUCUUAAACGGUGGGAAAACACAGUCAUGCAGAUGCAGAGACGUGAUGCAGAAAUGCAGCAGUGUGCACGGCAAAUUGAACAGGCCAAACAGAAGAUCAGGAACUUGAACACUGCUAUUUUAGUAAGGAAGCACUUCCUGGAAACUCAGAGGAAGACCAACAAGGACACUGAGAAGAAGAUAGCCCUUGCCCAACAGCUGGUUCUAAAAGUGCGUCAGGAAUUGGAAAGUGUGGAGGAUAACUGCAGCGCGGUGCAGCAUGAGCUGGAUUGUUGGAAGGGCACACUCAACAAAGCAAAGAACAAUGUGAAGACUGCGAUGUCCAACAUAUCCAAAAUGCAAGAAAACAUCCAGGAUAACAACAAUAAAAUCAAUGAGGCCAAGGCUCACAAUUCUGCGCUUGAAGAAAAGCUUCAAGCUGUUACUCAGUCUUCACUGAGCGAGGAGGAGAAGGCUGACCAGAUGGAACAGUUUCUUAGAGAUGAGGAGCAGGAGAUCAAGGAACUGAAUGACAAGCUGCGUUCUUACAUUGAACAGCUCUCCAUUUGCAAAGAGUUUUUGCAGUCCCUAAAGGACAAUGAGAAGGAUUGUAUCGCCAAUGUUUCAAAGAGCAGAUACAUUAUUUCCUGUCUGAAGAGCGAACUCAGAAAACUGCAGCACGACCAGCUAAGACACCAGAUGACCGUUAAUGAGCUGGAGUCGAGCAUCGUCUACCUGAGGAAGAAACUUGCUCGGCUGCAUGGUGACGUUCGCUUGGAAGAAAAACAAGAAAUCGCCAUCAAGAUUGAUGAGUUGAACAAAAUGGUUGAGGAGAAGAAGAAGACGGCGCAUAUGCUAAGCAUCGCACUCAAGCAGUCUGAAGAUGAUAUUCACUUUUUAAGGAAAGAACUGGAAAUUGCAAAACCUCAAAAGGUGCAUCUCUCAGAGAAGGUAGAAGAGCUCAUGCUAAUUGAUAAUAAAAGUGACAUGGAGGUAAAGAAACUCCAAAUCAAGAAGCAGGAAAGCAUGGUGGAGCAUAACAUCAUAAAGUUAAAGGUUAAGCGCAUUAGAAAUCAGCUGUACAACAAGGCUGAUGCUGUGCUGUCCUUGGAGAAGAGGAAGCUGGAGCUGCAGAGAGACAUAAAGGAGCGGGAGGAGGAGCUCAGGAUCUACAGAGAGAUGCAAAUCCAAAGGCUCAAGAUCAUUGAGCAGGAGAGACAGAGACUCAGGGCUGAACUAAAUGAGAAACUGUCCAAGAUUGAUGUGACAAAGAAACGUUGUGAGAUCUUGUCAUUUUCAAUAGAUGCUCCAGAGGGGGAGGAGGAUAAGUGGCAUGCUUACCAUCUUGUAAAGGUCACGCAAGUAAAACAGGAGCUCAGGCAAAAGGGAGACCAUCUCGAUGCUACGGUGUGCAAGUUAGAGCUGGAAAAUAAAGCUCUGGGGAACACCAUCACGUUGUUCAGCGACAGCAACUCAGUAUUUCGCAAAUCUCUCAACAAAGUAAAAGAAUCGUUUCCUGAAUACCAGGAGAAAAUGAAUUUAGCGGAGCAGCUCAGGGGAAGUGAAGAAACACUCAAGUCCAAGAAAAGAGAGAUCCAAAGACUUCAACAAGACAUAAAGAAUAUGAAUAAUGUGUUGGAGAGUCUGCUCCAGGAAGAGCUGCUGGAGAAAGAGAAGAUAAAGGAGAGAGAAUUAGUUAUCGUGAAACUGAACAAAGAACUCUUUUCUCUCCAAGAGAAAACUGACAGAGCGAAACGACAGUGCAUCAGGCUGAUGAAACAGAUCCGCGCGGCAAACAACACCAACACUGAGACCUUUGAAGAAAAGGACAUCAAACUGAGGGAGUUAAAAGAACUCAACAAGAGCAGCAAUAAGAUGUUGAAUGACGCCUUGGAGGACAAGCCGGAUCUAAGAUCAGUGGUGGAGACGUACUUCCAGGAGGGAUCCGUUCCAGAUUAGGGCUUUUACUCUUGAUUCCCAAACACUAAAGACUGUGGUCCUGGAGAUUUUUCAGGGGUAGCACAUAACUGAAGAAUGACCUAAUAUUUGUGUAGCUUGACAUAAUGGACAUACUUCUGUGUGUUGACCCGCCUAUUCUUAAUUUUAAUGUUUUUAAAUUUGUGAUUUUUCAGACUCACCACAUGUUAUAUACAUUUUUGAAAAUGUCUGAAUAAUCCUGUAUUUUGAGACCCAAUAUGACCUCAAUAAAACCUUUAUUUUAUGCUG
Messenger RNA from Solea solea (common sole), 2903 nucleotides. Its product is annotated as coiled-coil domain-containing protein 39-like. Gene Ontology annotation, cellular component: axoneme. Gene Ontology annotation, biological process: cilium movement; cilium-dependent cell motility; inner dynein arm assembly. Lineage: Eukaryota; Metazoa; Chordata; Actinopteri; Pleuronectiformes; Soleidae. The coding region runs from base 24 to 2636 and encodes 870 amino acids. The record is from RefSeq and is a predicted model, not a curated record. The transcript has a single exon.